UUGAGAGAGAGGGAGGAACAGGCAGGAUCCCGGAGCCACCUGGAUUUCAAGCUGGCCGAGGCCUCCCGAGUGACGUGGCUGCGGUCACUGCCUGAUGAGCUCAGGCAGAGGCGCCUGGGGACGGGGUAAGAGAGACAGAGUCUCCCUAUGUUGCCCAGGCUGGUCUCAAGCUCCUGAGUUCAAGCAAUCUGCCCGGCCUCCCAAAGUGCUGGGAUGACAGGCUGCUCCUCCGUCGAGCUGAUCACACCCACAGUUGAGCUGUGCUGGCCAGAGAUGCCUGCCCACAGCCUGGCAAUGAGCAGCCCGGCCCUCCCGGCCUUCCUGCUCUGCAGCACGCUGCUGGUCAUCAAGAUGUACGUGGUGGCCAUCAUCACGGGCCAAGUGAGGCUGCGGAAGAAGGCCUUUGCCAAUCCCGAGGAUGCCCUGAGACACGGAGGCCCCCAGUAUUGCCGGAGCGACCCCGAUGUGGAGCGCUGCCUCAGGGCCCACCGGAAUGACAUGGAGACCAUCUACCCCUUCCUUUUUCUGGGCUUCGUCUACUCCUUUCUGGGUCCUAACCCUUUUGUCGCCUGGAUGCACUUCCUGGUCUUCCUCCUGGGCCGUGUGGUGCACACCGUGGCCUACCUGGGGAAGCUGCGGGCACCCAUCCGCUCUGUGACCUACACCCUGGCCCAGCUCCCCUGUGCCUCCAUGGCUCUGCAGAUCCUCUGGGAAGCGGCCCGCCACCUGUGACCAGCAGCUGACACCUCCUUGGCCACCAGACCGUGGGCCAAGAGCCGCCGCGGCUGUACCUGGGGACUUGGUCUUCCUUCCAGAUUGUGGUGGGCCCUGAGUCCUGAUUUCCAGGCGACCUGCUGCGCAUAUGGGUCUCUGGGCCCAGUGGGCCUGUGUGUGUGCGCGUGUGUGUAUAUGUAUGUGUGUGUGUAUGUUUCUUAGCCCCUUGGAUUCCCACAUGAAGUGACUGACGGGAACCAUUUCAAGACAGAUUGUUAAGAUUGACAGAAAAUCCUUCAGCUAAAGAAACAGAAUAUCAAAAACACCACUCCCUCUCCCUCCCUAACAGUGAAAAGAGAGAAGGGAAACUCUAAGAUUCCCAAACCUAAUGAUCAUCUGAAUCCCAGGCUAAGAAUGCAGACUUUUCAGACUCACCCCAGAGAUUCUGGCCCAGCCAAUCUAGAGGCAAGACUGGCCUGGUAUUUUUUUUUUUUUUUUCCAAGACAGAGUCUUGCUCUGCUGCCCAGGCUGGAGUGAAGUGGUAUGAUCUGGCUUACUGCAGCCUCCACCUCCCAGGUUCAAGCGAUCCUCCUGCCUCAGCCUCCUGAGUAGCUGGGAUGACAGGCGUGUGUCACCAUACCCGGCUAAUUUUUGUAUUUUUAGUAGAGACAGGGUUUCACCAUGUUGCCCAGGAGGGUCUCAAACUCCUGGCCUCAAGUGAUCCACCCACCUCGGCCUCCCAAAGUGCUGGGAUUACAGGCGUGAGUCACUAGUGCUCAGCCACCAUCUGGAGUUUUAAAAGGCUCCAUGUGAGUCCCUGUGAUGGCCAGGCCAGGGAACCCCUGCCAGUUCUCUGUGGAAGCGAGGCUGGAGUCUUGGGUUCCUGUAUGGUGGAAGCUGGGUGAGCUGAGGACAGGACUGGCUCCUCUGCCCUGGCAGACGCUUCCCUUGCCGUUGGCUUUGGAUGUCUUUGCUGGAGUCUUCUCUCUGGCUCAGGUGUGGGUGGGAGGGGCCCACAGGAAGCUCAGCCUUCUCCUCCCAAAGUUGGAGUGCCUCCAAAGGGCGGAGGAGCGGGAGCUUUGGGUGACCAGUCACUCAAAGGAACUUUCUGGUCCCUUCAGUUAUCUUCAAGGUUUGGAAACUGCAAAUGUCUCCUCGAUGUGGAAUCCUUAUGUAUGAGUGUGUGUGGUUUCUCCUAGACCUGUGACCUGAGAUAUGUGAUUUUUAGUCAUUAAAUGGAAGUGUCUGACCA
This is a messenger RNA of Rhinopithecus roxellana (golden snub-nosed monkey), 1966 nucleotides long. RefSeq names its product prostaglandin E synthase (gene PTGES). The record is from RefSeq and is a predicted model, not a curated record. Bases 214 to 732 code for a protein of 172 amino acids. Lineage: Eukaryota; Metazoa; Chordata; Mammalia; Primates; Cercopithecidae. Gene Ontology annotation, cellular component: membrane. Gene Ontology annotation, molecular function: prostaglandin-E synthase activity. The transcript is spliced from 5 exons. Gene Ontology annotation, biological process: prostaglandin biosynthetic process.